This is a messenger RNA of Micropterus salmoides (largemouth bass), 1076 nucleotides long. RefSeq names its product isochorismatase domain containing 2 (gene isoc2). The transcript is spliced from 7 exons. The record is from RefSeq and is a predicted model, not a curated record. Gene Ontology annotation, cellular component: cytoplasm. The coding region runs from base 378 to 971 and encodes 197 amino acids. Lineage: Eukaryota; Metazoa; Chordata; Actinopteri; Centrarchiformes; Centrarchidae.
UUUCUUUUUCUCUUCGUUAGUCGCCGAGUCGUCUGACUGUGGCUGUGACUCCUCUUUUUGCGUUUCUGUUGGGGACUCUGCAUUGUCAGACAUCUUCCCAGCUUUGGGUUAGUUAGAGUUUCCAAACAUUGGAGGUAAACACCGACUGCUAUUGGCUGAAAGAAACGCCAAUCUCUAAAAAACGUAAUUCUAUUGGUCAAAACUUCCGGAAAGCGCUGUUCAUCAUAGAAAGACUGCAGAACUUGUCUGUCUCUAGUGUCUCCUAAACUGCACGCAAGUUAAACAGGAGGCGUCACAUGGGAAGUGGCAAACUGUCAGGAAUUUAAUCCGACAGUUUAACUUUCCUGUUAAACCUGUCACCCCCUUCAGGCAACACCAUGGCAGGUAUCGGUAGGCUCUCCACCAAAGAUGCAGUGCUUUUCUUGUGUGACAUGCAGGAGAAGUUCAGACCCAACAUCUUCCAAUUCACAAACAUUGUCAGCAAUGCAGCCAGAUUGCUCGAGGCCAGUCGUGUUCUGGGCAUCCCCUCCGUUUUGACAGAGCAGUACCCUAAAGGCUUGGGUCCCACAGUACCCGAGCUGGGAGCAGCAGAUUUGACAGCUCAUGCUAAAACUUCAUUUACCAUGAUGAUAGAGGAGGUGGAGAAGGAGCUGCAGGCCCUGGGGAACCCCAAACAGGCUAUUCUGUGUGGAAUAGAAGCACACGCCUGUAUUGCAUGCACAGCAUAUGACCUUCUUGAAAGGGGAAUGGAGGUUCAUAUUGUGGCGGAUGCAGUCUCAUCUAGAAGCCAGACAGACCGUUUGUUUGCUCUGUCCCGACUGAAGCAGAGCGGAGCGUACCUCACCACCACAGAGGCUGUUAUGCUGCAGCUGGUUCAAGGCGCUAAACACCCCAACUUCAAGGAGAUCCAGAAGCUUUUGGCCCAACCUUCCCCUGACACUGGCCUCCUCGCCUUCUUCAGCGCUCUGUAGGGAGACCAUCAGGUGUCCCUCUGUUGCUUAGAUACACUGUACAGAAUUUCACCGCUUCCAACAUACUGGGAAAGUGCUUCAAUAAAGUGAUAAUUAAAAUUUGUA